AUGGAUGCAGUUCCCGGACGAAAGGCACAAAUGACAUCUCGAUCGGCGCCUGACCUCACCUACUGCCAGCCAUGCGCGGAGGACGGCAAGAAAAUCCCACCCGAGGCCUUCUGUCCCAUCUGUAAGGAGUUCCUGUGUUCCACCUGCGCCCGAAUACACCGGAACCUGAAAAUAACUAAAAGCCACGCCCUCCAGGACAAGAACAGUAUGCCUUCCUCAUUCCGCGGAGAGAGCGAAGAUGAAAAAUUUACAGAAACAUGUCUGCGUCAUUCUCAGGAGUUCAUAAAAUAUUUCUGUCUUAAUCAUGAGACACUUUUGUGUGGAGACUGCCUGACUGAGAGAGCUCAUCGCUUAUGUAAUAUUGAAAGGAUUUCUCAAGUGGCAAAACGUUACAAAGAGGGUGCAGAAUACAACAGCCUGAAAACAGGACUUGUCCAGACGGCCAGUGACAUCGGCAAACUUUCACACGACAUACAAGCGAUCAUGAAAUCAGUUGACGAAGAAAGCCUUACCAAUAUCAAUGAGCUUCGCAAAUUCAGGACUGAAAUUAACCAGCACCUGGAUAAGAGGGAAAACGAACUCUUGGCAGAAAUUGAUCAGAAGAAACGAACAUCCAAGACACUGCUAAAUGAACUGAAAUCAAAAUGCACAAAUAUGAACUCAUCCAUUGAGAAACUAAAGUCAGAGCUACAAGCACAGGACGACAACAGCAACCAGCUAUUAAUAGUAGGGAAGCGAGCUAUAAAAGAGCUGACAGGUCUCAACGCAGCCAUGGAAGAGGUGAGCAGGAGGAGUGAAGUUUCCCGAUACAAGUUUUACAGGGUCCCCGCAACUGAGCAGUUGAUUGCUUCUGAAAAAUCAAUAGGAAGGUUGGACGAGAGCGAUACAUCGUCGGCAUUAGCGCAGAAACAACGACAACAGCAAACGAAGCAGGAACAACGGCAACAGGAUACGAUGCAACAACACCAAAAACAGAUGAAAGCUGUUUCACAAAAAGGCGAAUCAACUUCGGCGGUAGGGCAGCAAGAACAACAAAAUGAGCAGCAGCCACGCCAACUCGAGACGAUGCAGCACCAACAAAAACACAUGCAAGGUGUAUCACAGAAAGCCCACUUCAGCAGCAGAGCAGACCUAAGCCAGGCCAAGUUCAGCAAGCAGCCUGACAUUUCAGUGAAGACAUCAAAUGGUAGCAGGGACUGCUGGCUGACCAAUGUGACCCUCCUGACCGGGGACAGUCUCAUACUGGUAGAUCACAAUAAUUGCUCAUUGAAGCUGGUGGACACCAAUAAUAACAAGCUGGUGUCCCAGGUGAAACUACCAGAUGGACCGUGGGACCUGUGUCACCUGCCCGGGAACAGGGCAGCCGUCACUCUGCCUGAUUUGAAGAAGAUACAGUUCGUAUCUACUCAGGGAAAUGUCACAUUACUGGAUCGUGUUAAAGUAGAUGGACAAUGUUUUGGAAUAGAUUUCUGUGAUGACAACUUGAUAGUGACCUUCAUCGACCCAGGUAAGGUUGUGUUGAUGAACAUGAAGGGAAAGGUGAAGAAGAGUGCGGACAAAGACAGCAGUGGAAAACCUUUGUUUCAGUAUCCGUAUUAUCUGACAGUGACCAGAGAAAGCCGAACUCCCGUCAUAUAUGUCUCGGACUGGUACACCAACACAAUAACCAAGCUGAGCAUCUCACUAGAGGUCCUCCAGACCUACCAAGACCCGAUACUGAGAUCACCACGUGGCCUGGUAGCUGUGGGUGACAACCAGCUGCUUGUGUGUGGGAUGGACAGUGACAACAUCGUGUUACUGGACACGCUCACGGACGAGAUAGCCCAACUGCUGGGGAGGGAAAAAGGGAUAGAGAGUCCACACGUUGUGGCUUACUGUUCACUGAAGAAGAUGAUGUUUGUCACAUGCUAUCGGUAUCGCAGACUUGAAUUGCAGAAUUUCGUGAAAUUAUUCAACUUAGUAUAG
Mya arenaria is the source of this 1965-nucleotide messenger RNA. Its product is annotated as KIN17-like protein. The transcript is spliced from 3 exons. The record is from RefSeq and is a predicted model, not a curated record. Bases 1 to 1965 code for a protein of 654 amino acids. NCBI's taxonomy places the organism in Eukaryota, Metazoa, Mollusca, Bivalvia, Myida, Myidae. Gene Ontology annotation, molecular function: zinc ion binding.